AUGGCUAAUACUGGAUAUAUUGACACGUUAAAGAAACCCCAGACAGGGACGAAUACCAUUGGGCUUUAUGCUGUGCAAUGCGGUGAAUGCUUUAAAAGGAGACUCAUAUCCAACGAAGAAGAGUGUGAGGUGAUCAGGAGGAACCUUUCAUUGUUGGAACCUUUCACAUGCAAUAAGAAGCCUGACGUCUCAUGCGCUGAUCCAGCUGAUAUUGAAAAGGAUGCUACCAGGACCUGGGUGAUUGACAAGCCUAACAUCCCAAGGACCCCAGUUGGUUUUAAGAGAAAGCUGGUUCUUAGAAGGGAUUUUUCUAAAUUGGACGCUCAUUAUGUGACCCCCACUGGGAAGAAAGUUAGGUCUAGUACCGAGGUGGCCAAGUACCUAGAAGAAAAUCCCAAGAUAAAAGGUGUAUCUGUUACUGAAUUCAGCUUUACGGUACCAAAGGUGGUGGAGGAGACCAUACCAAAGGAUAUCGAGAGGAAACCUUCUGCCAAGAAAGCUAAAGAUUCAAAGCCUGCUGAUACUUGAAAUAGCUAUCAACUUAUUAAGUGUUUGUAAUCCUAAAUCCUGUCUGAAACCGUUUUCUUUGUAGCUUACUAGUGCCUUUAAGUUUUGCUACUGAUGCUUCAUGCUUG
Molecule: messenger RNA, 635 nt
Organism: Chenopodium quinoa (quinoa)
Lineage: Eukaryota; Viridiplantae; Streptophyta; Magnoliopsida; Caryophyllales; Amaranthaceae
Product: methyl-CpG-binding domain-containing protein 4-like
Exons: 2
Coding region: 1-528 (175 amino acids)
Molecular function (GO): DNA binding; zinc ion binding
Source: RefSeq, a predicted model, not a curated record